Messenger RNA from Acinonyx jubatus (cheetah), 1696 nucleotides. It is a transcript of the gene TEX12, whose product is annotated as testis expressed 12. The transcript is spliced from 5 exons. Bases 1073 to 1444 code for a protein of 123 amino acids. Gene Ontology annotation, biological process: synaptonemal complex assembly. NCBI's taxonomy places the organism in Eukaryota, Metazoa, Chordata, Mammalia, Carnivora, Felidae. The record is from RefSeq and is a predicted model, not a curated record. Gene Ontology annotation, cellular component: central element.
GUGUUCACGAAUGUCUGUACUAGGGGUUAUAGGUAAGCUCCCCUUAAUGUGCUUACAGCCUUGUCAGAGACUCAGAUGUAUAUUAAGGGUUUAGGAAGAGGAGAUUAGUUCUCUUUUGGGGGUCGCUUAAAUGUUUGCAAGGGCACAAUGCCUGAAUACCAGUGGUUCACCAGGGACUGUUGGUGGAGGACCUAUCUGCCUUGGCAGGGAGAAAUAAAAUAUUAGUAAUAAUAUUAUUAAUGAAAUAGUAAUAAAGCUUACAUUGUUUGGAAUUGGUGUUCUUGGGGCACCUGGGUGGCUCAAUCGGCUAAGCAUCUGACUUUGGCUCAGGUCGUGAUCUCACAGUUUGUGCAUUUGAGCCCUGCAUCGGGUUCUCUGCUGUCAGCGCAGAGCCCGCUUUGGAUCCUCUGUCCCUGUCUCUCUCUGCCCUGCCCCAUUCUUACGUGAGCUUUCUCUUUCUCAAAAAUAAAUAAACAACAACAAAAAAAAUUGCUGGUUUAUGAUGAUCAUAAAAAACAGACUGACCUUUAUUCGGUUUUAUUGUUGGCCUUAAGUUCUCUGUAGACAAUAAUUCCCCCUUCGUGUCAUUCCUAUCUUCCCCCUCCCUUAGCCCCCGGAACACCAGUGCUGUAAAAUAGAGUUUUCCAUAUAGUUGAAAUGGGGAGGGCCGGAAUUGGAGAAUAUCACCAACACCAUCACACCACAGUUUGGGUCUGGAGAGGUGUCUAAUGCUAAUAAGCUUCAUUAGAUGGUGAGUGAGAAGUCAGAGGGUUAGGCUGGUUGGGUACUGCCUGCCCUAAGGUCCCAGCUGAGCUGUCGCUGUGGCAGAUCCUUGGGUUGCUAUGAGCUGCUGGCGCAGCAGGUGAAAAUGAGGCAGGGCCUGUUGCAGUAGGUUUCUGAGGGUAAGUAGGACCUGGUCACACCUGUGUUUCAGAGAGAACUGGGGUGACAUGAGGAAGGCUGACAAUCUAGAUGCAGAAGGACGUGUAUGAGGAUAGAGGAAGAAAGGGCCUGAACUCUGAUGGCGGCAGCGGGACAUAGGAGUCAGUUGUAAAGCCCUUGCUUCCAGAAUAUGAUGGCGAGUCAAGUUGUAAAACCUGAUACUAGAAAUUGCAAGAGACCAAGAGAGCUGGAGCCUCAAAUGCCAGAUAGUCCACAUCUGUCCUCUCUUGGAAAAUCAGAUUCCUCUUUGUCUGAAAGCUCUGGACUAUUUUAUAAAGAUGAAUCCCUGGAGAAAGAUUUGAAUGACAUGAGCAAAGAAAUUAAUCUAAUGUUGUCUGCAUAUGCAAAGAUCUUAAGUGAGAGAGCAGCAGUAGAUGCAUCUUAUAUUGACGAGAUAGAUGGACUCUUCAAAGAAGCCAAUACUAUUGAAAACUUUCUAAUACAAAAAAGAGAGCUCCUGAGACAGAGAUUUACAGUGAUUGCAAACACACUGCACAGAUAAAAUUUGUACUUAAAAUAAGCUGAGAAUUUAAGCCCAUUAUUGUUGUAUUAAGAGAAUGACAUUUAUGCUCUGACACCUCUCUAGUUAUUAAAGAAACUGUGUACCUUAAACAUAGAAGGGGAAACUGCUUGAAUUUCUUUUCUAGAUUUAAAAGGGGCUUUAUGCUGGACAAUAAUAUGAAGUAUGUACCUUUUUUUUUUUGAGGCUUAAAUAUUUGGCAUAUUUCAUAAAAGUGUAAAUUAUUUAAAUUAU